Globicephala melas (long-finned pilot whale) is the source of this 7575-nucleotide messenger RNA. RefSeq names its product coiled-coil serine rich protein 2 (gene CCSER2). Gene Ontology annotation, cellular component: microtubule cytoskeleton. Gene Ontology annotation, molecular function: microtubule binding. Lineage: Eukaryota; Metazoa; Chordata; Mammalia; Artiodactyla; Delphinidae. The record is from RefSeq and is a predicted model, not a curated record. Gene Ontology annotation, biological process: microtubule bundle formation.
CCCCGGAGGGCGGAGUCCAGGCGGGCGCCGGCCGAGGGAGGGGGCGCGGUGGCUCUGGAGUCCAGCGCUCCCUCAGGCCGUGGACGUGAUGCUGGCUGCUGUGGGUCGGGCGGCUGGGCCAGCGGGGAUGUGACGGGCGGCCCCUCGCCUCACCUGCCGUCCUUUGGCUUGUAGGUCGCUGGGCGACCCGCAGCCGGGCCGCGGCUGAGGAGGCAGCGCGACCUCCGCACGUGGCCUCUCCCGUUGUGGAGCACAGGCUCCGGACGCACAGGCUCAGCGGCCAUGGCUCACGGGCCCAGCUGCUCCGCGGCAUGUGGGAUCCUCCCCGACCAGGGCACGAACCCGUGUCCCCUGCGUCGGCAGGCAGACUCUGAACCACUGCGCCACCAGGGAAGCCCAUGACUGCAUUUUUUAAUUGCUUAACCGACUGCAUAUCAGAUUUUGUCAAAUUUUAAGAACAAAUGCACCAUAUAGCUCAUGGAAGAAAAAACACAAAUCAAGACUUUUUUGGGUUCCAAGUUGCCAAAGUAUGGAACAAAACCUGUAAGAAGUACACUGCAACCAAUGCCAAAUGGAAAACCUGUUAAUUUAUUGGGAACUUCCAAGAGUAGCAAUGCCAAAAGUUACAUCAAAAAUAAUGGCUCUGAUUGUUCAUUGUCCCAUUCAUUUAACUGGAGAACGGCAAAUAAAUACCAGUUUAGUGCACAAAGUCCUGAAGAGCCUAACGGUACUCAGAGUUCACAUGAUAAAGAAAUUGAUCCUGAAAAACAUGCACCUGCUCAAGGAAUGUUUGAUAAAAAUGGGAUGAAGGGAGGUUUGAAAAGUAUUUCUUUACUCACAUCAAAGUUAGCAAAGACAUCUACUAUGUUUGUGUCAUCUGCAGAAGAGUUAAACCAAAAGUCUUUGUCUGGACCGUCUAAUUUGGGUAAAUUCACCAAAGGCACAUUAUUAGGAAGGACUUCAUAUGCUUCAGUCAGUGCUCCAAAGUCGCAGUUGAAUGGAUUUUAUGGAAACCGAUCAGCUGGUAGCAUCCAAAGGCCUAGAGCAAACUCCUGUGCCACCAGAAGCAGUUCUGGAGAAAGCUUAGCACAAUCCCUAGAUAAUAUUAAAUCUCUUGCUUGUGAAAAAAUGGUUAGGUCACAGAGUUUUUCACAUUCCAUUCAGAAUUCAUUCCUUCCACCUUCAUCUAUAACCAGAUCACAUUCCUUCAAUAGAGCUGCAGAUCUUACAAAGCCUUAUCAGAAUCAACAGCUACCCAUUAGAGUGCCUCUGAGGUCAAGUAUGCUAGCAAGAAAUUCUCGGCAGUCGGAAGUACUCAAUGGGAAUGAACAUUUAAGGUAUGGAUUUAAUAGGCCUUAUGCUGCUGGUGGAAAGAAGUUGGCUUUACCAAAUGGCCCGGGUGUAACUUCCACUUUGGGUUAUAGGAUGGUUCAUCCCUCUCUACUGAAAUCUGGCCGAUCUCCAUUUUCUGGGACUAUCACAGUUGAUGGUAAUAAAAAUUCACCGGCUGACACAUGUAUAGAGGAAGAUGCUGCACUUGUGGCUAAGGACAGAGCUAAGGAUAAGGACCAAGAACUAAUUGAAAAUGAUAGUUAUAUAACAGAAAAUGACCAGACCAUGAAACAUGAUACUAAAAUUAGAUACCUGGGUGAUGAUGUGGAUGACAUUUCAUUGUCUUCUCUGUCAUCUUCUGAUAAGAAUGAUUUAAGUGAAGACUUCAGUGAUGAUUUUAUAGAUAUAGAAGAUUCCAACAGAACUAGAGUAACUCCAGAGGAAAUUUCUCUCAAAGAAGAAAAGUGUGAAAAUGAACCACCAAAGGAUAUAUUUGAUUCCCCCAAGGAAAAUGAAAAAUCCUUCAGUAAAACUGAUGAGUGGAUAGAUAUAAGUGUCUCUGACAGGAGUGAAUGUUCAAAACAUGCUUCUGGAAACAACUUGAUUUCACCAGAUACAGAUUACAGAGCUGGUUCUUCAUUUGAACUCUCUCCAUCUGAUAGCUCUGAUGGAACGUACAUGUGGGAUGAAGAGGGCUUGGAGCCCAUUGGAAAUGUCCACCCAGUUGGGAGCUAUGAGUCCUCUGAGAUGAACAGCAUAGAUAUUCUGAAUAAUCUUGAAUCAUGUGACCUUGAGGAUGAUGACCUUAUGCUUGAUGUGGAUCUGCCUGAGGAUGCACCUCUUGAGAAUGUGGAGUGUGACAAUAUGAACCGCUUUGACCGAUCAGACAGAAAUGUUCGGCAGUCUCAAGAAGGAUUUUGGAAAAGGCCACCCCAGAGGUGGAGUGGACAGGAGCAUUACCACCUUAGCCAUCCUGACCACUAUCAUCACUAUGGAAAAAGUGACUUGAGCAGAGGCUCUCCCUAUAGAGAAUCUCCUUUGGGCCAUUUUGAAAGCUAUGGAGGGACCCCCUUUUUCCAGGCUCAGAAGAUGUUUGUAGAUGUACCAGAAAAUACAGUGAUACUGGAUGAGAUGACCCUCCGGCACAUGGUUCAGGAUUGCACCGCUGUAAAAACUCAGUUACUCAAACUGAAACGGCUGCUGCAUCAGCAUGAUGAAAGUGGUUCAUUGCAUGAUGUUCAACUCUCCUUGUCAUCUAGUCCAGAACCAGAAGAUGGUGAUCAAAUAUACAAGAAUGAAGAUUUAUUAAAUGAAAUAAAACAACUUAAAGAUGAAAUAAAGAAAAAAGAUGAAAAAAUCCAACUAUUAGAACAUCAGCUUGCAACUCGGUGUAACUGCCAUCAAAAAUCUAAAGAGGAAAAACGCACAUAUGCUGAUAAAUAUACCCAAACACCCUGGAGAAGAAUUCCUCCUCAAGUACUACAGCCUUCCAGCAGCCUUCCCAGACCCACAGACCACGCCCAGGGAAAACUAGCAAAGCCACAACAUACCGAGGCCCACAGUGAGUGCAUAAUCCAGGGCAUACAUCAGGCUGUUGCACCUCUGGAUGAAAGCUUUACACACGGCUUGCAACAAGAAAGCAGCAGUGGUCUGGGAGACCGGCCUUUUUCAUCAAGCCCACAAUUCACUAAGGAUGUGGUGAAGAGUACACCUUCUGAAGCAGACUUGAACAUGACCAUAAAUGCUCAAGAGCCUUAUCAUUUGGCAAAUAAUCAAAUUAGUGACAUGCAAUUUGUAACCACUUCUCUUCAGACACUUCCCCAGUCAAGUAUAGUAGACCAGGUUAAGAGAGCUGGAAGAAAUCAGGCUUCACCAGAGGGCUACACAUCUCAGCCCAAGUCCUCAAAGCUUUUUAAGCCAUCCAUCUUGAAUUCUGUGGUACCUCCUCCAGUUCCUGAAACGUGUCCAAGUGGGAAUCCCACUUGUAAGAAGUCACCAAUAAUCACACCAUGUAAUUCUGCAAAACUCCAGCCAACAUCUAGUCAAACAAAUCUUGCAAAUAAUCCAAAUCCAAAAGCAUCUAAGCUCCGCCCCCCUGCUGGCUCUUUCAAACAAAAACAAAUAAGCAGCCCCCGACUAGAGCCUCAAAACUUCCAGGCCAAGACAAGCAUCCCAAGGCCACUAACAAGAAGAAAAGAAAUCAUGCAGAAUCCUAAUGACAAUUUGAAUUCUGGGGAUUGUUUGGCCUCUAAUCAAUAUUCUCGUCUUCCUAAACCAAAGAUACAUUAAGCAUAGCCAUCACCUGCCAAUUUGUUUUUUUAAAAAACAGUCUGUAAUAGCUUUAUGUGCAGUUUGCUACUGUGAUGGAGGUUCCAUUGAAAGCUUGCAAAUCUAAAAAUUAAAAUGUGGAAGCUUCUACUAGUUUGGCUCUUCCAUUUUAUAUCCUGGUUGAAGUACAUAGUAUUUGAGCAUAUUUGUCUCAGGUAAACACAAAAGUUUGCUUACCCAUUCAGAGGUCUACAGAAGGCUCUAAUCAUGUUAUCCAUCCCUCUGCACAUCAGAAAAUUCAUAAUAUUCCACUUAGCAAGCAACAAAUGUGCUUUGCUGAUUUAGUCCUUUUAAGGUCUGUAUUAAUUGUGGUUGUCACAGCCUCACCCUUUUUCACUCAUCCCUCCUGUGAAUAUGGUUACUAUUAUAACUAAAGAUUUGGUGAUAAUGGAAGAUGGUAGUCUGUACGUAGAGUUCUGGCCAGUGAUUUGUAUAUUUAAAAGGUCUAUGCAAAAGCUCUGUGAUGAAUACAGGAGAUCAGGCUUUUAUUGGGAAGUUUACGUAAGUUUUAUUUUUCUUUGCUAUAGUCUCAAUAUUUAUUUACCAGACAAAUUCCCCUGGCUAAAAAUGUUUCAUAUUAUGUAUAUAAACCAAUUAUAUGUUGCUUUAACAUCUUGUUUUACACACACACACACACACACCAUUUGUGUUUGUUUUUAUUACUGAAUAAAUUUUGGAAAGCUCGAGUGAGGAUACAUCUUGAAACCUGACGUAAAGAUGUAUUCAUUUGUAACAUAUGUUGGUGCUAGAGUUUUGCUGGUAAUUCCAUUUUGAACCCUAUCGACUUAUGGAUCCAUGAUAGCUGUUUUGAGGUUCCACAGUAUAUAUUUUAAAUUAAGUCUUUAUUGCAAUGUUUAUAUUUAUUGACUUUCUGCUAAUAUCCGAAGACUGGAAUAAUGGACUUGAAAUGUUUGCACAGAACUUUGAUGGGAUAUAAAUAUCCCGUAUAUAGGAAUUUAAAACUAUUUUCUAUAGCAAAGCAAGUUAAAGUAUUUUGAGUAUAAUUAUAAAUUUAAGUAAGACUAUCUUGAGAAAACCGGAAUUCAUAGCUGUGUUUUUUUGAGUUUUCCAGGUUUCCCUUUUAUGUUGGUGUAUGUUUGAAUGACAAUUUCUUGAAAGUAGAUUUGGGAAGAAAAAUAAAAUUAGAAAGGGGAAAUUAUGUUUUAUUAAAAGGUAUUAAAAGAUAUUUCAAUGGCAAUAUGUUUAUUUAUUUUAAUGUGCUAAGAAGGUAGCUGUGGAACUGCCAAGGGACCAUAUGCAUUAACCUAAUUAUGCUGCAGGCCGCUUGUCAGGUGGUUCAGUAAAUUUGCCCUCCUGUUCUCCCAAAUCAUGGCAUCUCUAGGCUGUUCAACUGUUGCUGCUUUUGUUAGAAUUAAUGUCUUUCACACAGAUAGUAUUUACAACGUCAAUCUUUGUUGUGAUCAGCUGACCAAAAAUUUAUCAAAAGGGUUUAUGGCCAAAAAAUCAGUCACUCAAAUUCCUAGGGAUCCCUUUAAAAAAAUGUACAUCGCCCCAUUUUAGAGGAACAACACAGCAAGUACUCUAGCGGAAAUUUGAAAAGAGGUGUUUACUACCAUUUGAUGCAGUCUUCCCUUACCUAUAAGGAACCAUUCGAAUGAAUUUGCCAUUCACCAGAUAUCAGCGAUUCUUGGAUUUGGUAAGAGGUGAGCAACACAAAUCUAGUAUCAUACUCUCAUCUGACAGCACUUCUGCCAGAGAAGCACUAAAGUUGAGAAAGUUUUUCCCAUAGUCUAGAUACUGUUACUAUGCUAAGCGAUCAGACAUAUCAGGAAGGCUCUUUUUUCUUCAUAGGGACAAGCAGUAAUAGCUGAAGCAGUAAGUGGGUACAUGUGGUUUUUAUUUUGAAGGAGAAAGAAAACUGAUCUCAGAUAUUGCAAAUGGGGUGUUUCCCUAAAGUAAAACAUACUGAUUAGUAGGUCUUGGUUUAUUUAGAAAUUAUAUAAACUCUUGUGAAACAUUAUUAACAAGUAGGCCUUUAUCUUUAGGGGAAAAUUUUUAAAUUUUUACUUUAUUUUUAACCCCCUAGUCUGAGGGAAAUGUCUUUAUUAAAAAUGUUGACUCCUGCAAUAUGUUUAUUCUAAUCCUUUUCCUGCUCUGUUUUUUAUCCCUGAUGAAUUUGCAGAAAUAUUAAUCCAUCAGUUCAAUUUCUCUGUACCUUUGUUGAGCCUGAGUCUUGGCAGAAGGCUCAUUAAUAUAAUUAUGAAGCAUACUAUUACAUUUAAAAGAAAAAAUCUAGGAUGCUUGCAUGAAACAACAAAGUAUUUGCCUGCAGUUUUCUUUAAAAACUGCAAGAAUAUUAUGCUAGUCUGCUCCUUAGUAAAUGUUAAGUCAGAAAUGAGGUGAGGCUGUAGCUCACCUGAAUAAUCAGAGCUCACUCACAUUUGGCUCGAUCUCUCUUUAGUGCUUCUGUAAGUCAACUCUGUGCCAAAUCCCCCUGCACAGGAACUCAGAUCACUCUUUUCCUUGGUUCUUGUGAUUUCGGUGAAGAUGGUGGCAGUGUAUGAAUUCUAAAUCCCGAGGAAGAAGUCUUAUGGGCAUUGGUUAAGUUUCACAUUGGUGAAAGAGGAAAUAGAGUAUGUAGAAUUAUACAUUUGGCUGUUAAUGGGGUGCAUAUAAAAUUCCUUAAAGACAGCUUGGCUAAGGAGUUAAUCAGUACAGGUGCAGAUGAUUUUAAGGCAUUAAAGGAUUGUAUAGUAAUAUCAUUUAGAAUGUUUCUAAUAACUGAGACCCUCUAGCAUUUUUCUUUUGGAGUCUCAUUUUAAUUUGUGCAAUAUUUUCAGGCCUAUAGACUACUGUUCAUCGUAUUUAUAUAGAUGUUAGGGAACUUUACUAAGUAUUUUAACAAGUAAAAAUCUGAAUAUGAAAGAAAAUAUCAGAUUUGCACUUUAAAUGAGCUUAAUUGCUUGGAGUUGUGCCUGAAAUAUCGAAAUGCCUCCUAUUGGGUGUGGCUUUCUUUGUUGAAAUGAAUUUCUCUAUAAUUGUUGCUGUUCGAAGUACAGCCUUUCACAGUUGUAUUCUAAGCAUGUCACUUUUUCCAUUAAAGCACUAAGUUCUUUGAAUGUUUCAUUGUCCCCUUAAGUAUUUUACUCAGAUGCAUCAGAGAGAACAUGGUCCCCCUAGAGCUGUCACGUCUAAAUCUUCCUGUAGCAUGGAUGGUGUAACAGACACAGAGAUGCACUCUUCAUUUCUGAGCAGAGUUGUCAUGAUGGUUUCCUGGCCUCUAGGGCACUGAGGAUGCAAUUUGGAAUCAUCAAAUAGGCUUGCAGUGAAGAGCAGUAAGACUGCAGCAUAGUUUCAGUUUACUGUCAAUCUUACAUAAUAGUUUUCGUGUUUAUGAAUUAGUUGGGGUGGUUAUGUUUGCAUGCUUAUGCACACAUUUGAACAUUAAUUAUAGCUGUAAUACAGAUACCUGAUGUUUUUCCUUGGGGAUGAUGGCCUUGCUGUUUUUCUUAAUUCUGAUGCCUGAAUUAUAUUUUAAAAUUUUCUUUCCACACCUCCCUUCAAUUUUUCUGCUGCAGCAAUUUGAAAGAGUAUGUUUGGGUAAAUGAUUAUGAUGGUGAGCACCAAUCUACAACUAUGCUGUUAAAGAUACAUCAUAUGUUUUAACUUUGUUGGGGGAAAGCUACCCACUUUCUCCUUGGUAAAGCAUUGCCGUAACAAAAUAAUACUGACCCUAAGAAUUUAAAAUCUCUUAAGUCACUGCUGACUAAAAUCAGAAACACCACGAUCUUUAAUGUCUGCAGUAUUGUUUUUCCCACCGAUUUAAAAAAACAGUUCAGAGUAAAUACUGUAUAUUAGAAUUUGCUUGUAAAAUGAAUUAUAAAAACUGGAUGUAAAGUCUCUUUCCUGAAAAUGUUGGCAUAGUAAAUAAAAAUAAAGUUCAUAAUUAUAAAA